GCCUCGUUGUGGCACUCGUUAGCACUCGGGCGGGCUUCCAGUUUUUCCUGGCUAUGCACUUGGCAUUAUGCCUACUAACCCUAUUUUCGCAGCAGUUUCGCAGCGAGUCCCAUUUUUCAAGUUGCACACGGUGGGGGGAUACAUACACACACAAACCCAUUGCGAUUUUAGUGCGAUUUUCCCAGAACUAGCAGCAGCAGCAGCAGCAGUGGCAGCAACAGCAACAGCAGUGGCAGCAACGGUGGCAGAAACCGAGGCGCAACCCCCACGAAACGGAAAGUUUGUGCAGCAGCAGCAGCAACUGUGUUUGUGGCACUCGAAUUUGGGACACAUUCCUGUAAAGGACGCAGCUCCGGUCAGCUGCUGCUGCCACCAAUAAAUAAUAAUAAUAAAAAAAAAUCCAAAAAACAAAAAAAACACAAAAAAUCAAGGCACAAAAAAAAAACGCGCGCGGUGCAACAUAAUUAUUUAAUAAGUUGUUGAUUUUCCAGUGAAAUUAUAAAGAAACAAUAGGAAAGUUGUAAAUUUUAAUUGGAAAAAACAGGAUACGGAAAAAGGAUCAAAGGGAAGAGGUGUGCAGCUUCUGUUCAGUUCGGUUGUGGGUGUGAGAUUAUUGAUUUACAUGUGCGGUGCUGAAAAAUCGAUUAUUAAAGCCACUUUCCACUCACAGCUGGUGUGGCAGUGAAGAUGGUGGUGGUUGCAUAGGUGGGGGGGGGGUUGCGUGCCGCAAUGUGGGAAAUCAACAGAAGCAACAAUAACAACAACAAGAGAAGCAACAGCAACAGCAACAGCAACAGCAACGCUGGCAGAGACACCCUUCCAACUGUUUUGACGUCGGCUUGUGAUUCCAAUGGCGCUGCUUCUGCCAAAAUCGUAUGCUGCAGCGCAGCCUUGCAGCCAUCCAGUGGCGCCGCGUUGCAUGUGCAGCACCACCAACAACAACAGCAACAACAACAAAAACAAGAGCAGCAAAAACAACAACAGCAGGACACGAAAGCGAGGAUGACAACAACGUCGAAGAGUUCGACUGCGACCGCUAACAGAUACAGAUACAAGCCCAGUUAUUGCCACAGAUACACAGCAACACUUGCUGGCCAACAACACUAGCCUGCAACAUAUUGUGGCAAAAAUAACAUCAAAUUCAAAAUAAUCAAAGUGAAACACACAAAUAUUCCGAAGAGAAUGCAAUUUAAAUCAAAUGUUCUGAAUCUCAGAAUCGCAGAAAUCGCACAAAGUUGAGUAUACGACCCGUAUUUCCAGCUGCAAAGCGAACCGAAACGAAACGAAACGCACAGGUGCAUCAUUUCCCUUACCACGCCCCCCCCCCCCCCUCUGCUCCUAGCUAUUCCCGCCCUUUGCUACUUGCCCCAUGCCCCAUGCCCCAUACCUCCUCCUCCUGGUGGUAUCUACACCAAUUGACAAGCAAUCGAGGAAAUGCAAAUAAAAAAAUGAAUGAAUUCGUUUAGUCGACAAUUUUUAAGUGCACUUUCGUAAGGCUGAUUUUGAAUUUAUUUCGAUGUUGUGCUUCUACACCCAAAACCAAAGUAAUUAAAAACAAAAUUAAUUAAAAAACCAAGUAAUUAAAAACAAAAUAAAAACAAAAAAUGUAUAAUUAGUGGAGAGAAUUGCCAGAAAGAGCAACGAACCAAGUGAAAGUGUGAGUGUUUUAGUUUCUAAGCCAAAAGGAAGUCACAUACCGAAGGAUAUUGGAGGAGUUUUCUUUAGA
Molecule: messenger RNA, 1726 nt
Organism: Drosophila ananassae
Lineage: Eukaryota; Metazoa; Arthropoda; Insecta; Diptera; Drosophilidae
Product: putative mediator of RNA polymerase II transcription subunit 29
Exons: 1
Coding region: 730-1107 (125 amino acids)
Source: RefSeq, a predicted model, not a curated record